Molecule: messenger RNA, 735 nt
Organism: Brassica napus (rape)
Lineage: Eukaryota; Viridiplantae; Streptophyta; Magnoliopsida; Brassicales; Brassicaceae
Exons: 5
Coding region: 1-735 (244 amino acids)
Source: RefSeq, a predicted model, not a curated record
AUGGCGAAUCCCCAAGUCCUUCUUGCCGAUCUGAAUGCAGGACGGUGCUCGAACGUCGCGGAGGUUCGCUUACUCCGAUACUGGGAGGCGAGAAAUGUGAGAAAAGGUGGUGAAUUGAUGAGUGUUGACAUGCUCUUUGUCGAUGAGAAUUCAACGCUUACGCAAGGAUCUGUUAGUGCGAACCGUCAGCUUAGGUUCAGGAAACGUCUCAGCGAGGGCUCUCUGUACACGUUAACCGGAUUUGACGUCACACGCAGCAACACUAAUUUCCGUUUGUGUGAUGCUCCUUUCUCGAUUCGGUUCAAUGAAGGAACCUCUCUUGAGAAGAUAACGGCGUCUGCUAGGCCCAUACCUACGGAGCUUUUCCGAUUCAUGCCAUAUGGUCGGUUACUUGAGCUCGCAAACACUGGGAAACAACUUCCUGACAUAAUUGGUGAAUUGAGUGCGAUCAGAAGCACAAUCACGGACCGUAUAGCAGGUGCACAGCGUGUGAUGCUCACUCUGCGUCUUGAAAGUGGUGAGAACGUUUGUGUGAGUAUGUUUGACUCAUUGGCGCUUGCGUUUCACACCAAAUUUGACAGCUAUGGGAGAGAGCCGAAAGUCAUAAUUGCUACGGGCGUGAAUCCUAAGAUAGUUGGGGGUCGUUUAUUUUUGAAUGCUACUUCCUCCACACAUCUCUACUUUGACUCUGAGACAGCUGCUGGAAAAAAACUGUUUGACACGUACGUCUCAUGA